AUGUUGGAGUUGCAGAACAUGAGGUCUUUUCUCAAGGAUGUAGACAGUAGGUUGCUGAAAGAUGGAGCACCGGUCUCGGAGCAAGAAUGGGUUGAACAGGUGCGGGCGGCAGCCUAUGAUAUAGAGGACAUGCUCGACGAGUAUAUGCUUCAUUUUGGUCGUGUGCGAUUUGAAUUUGGCAUUCCGACCUCAUUUCUUAUUAGAUCACCAACGUGCAUUAACAAUCUAUUCAAGCGACGCAUAUUUGCAAUGAUGAUAGAAGACAUGAAGAGAAAGAUAUCUGAUAUUUCUGCUAGAAGAGACAGGUACAACCUGAGAGGAUUAGACGAAGGAACGUGCUCGCCAACCGUCGAGAGCCAAGUAACCGUCGAGCGCCAACAAUUGACAACUACUAAUGAAGCAUACAUUGCUGAAGACUCUCAUACCGACGGGAUCGACGAGAACGUAGACAUCUUGAUGAAGUGGGCACAAAGUGGAGACCCGAAACUCGCCACAAUCUUGUUGGUGGGGAUGGGAGGCUCCGGCAAGACGACCGUUGCAAGGAAAGUCUACCAUAAACUCAUGAGAAAUGGUGCUUCUGCAGCAAAGAAAAUUUAUCGUAGGCUCAUGGGAGAUAGUGCUACUAUAACACAAUUUAACUGCUUCGCAUGGGUUCCCGUCACCCAAUCCUUCAACGCGAAGGAUGUCCUUCAACGCCUGUGGAUCGACCUCGGCAUUGAUGGUCUCGCUAUGGAGAGGGAUGUCACGUCACUAGGGGAGGCCAUCAGACAACAUCUCCACAGUAGAAGGUAUGUUAUCGUACUAGAUGAUGUAUGGAGCAGCGAUGUUUUAAACACCGUUGGUUUUGCAUUUCCUAAGCAUGACCACCAAUGCAGACUCAUCGUUACAUCUCGUUUAGAAAAUGUGGCUUAUGGCAGCAUAGAAGUUGAGACAUUUAGUCCGACCAAGAUCCAUCGAGUUAAGCCCUUGAAGCCUGAAGAUUCAAUGAAACUGUUCUCUAGAAACGCAUUUCGAGAAGACCAGGAACGCAGAUGCCCCGAGCACCUUCAAGAAACUUGCGAGAAAUUAGUUGAUAGGUGCAAUGGUCUGCCGCUUGCUCUUGUGUGCUUGGGAGCUGUCAUCUCAAGAAGGGAGCGCACACAAUUAGAAUGGACUGGCUUCUAUGACCGCCUGUCUUGGGAAUUAGAGGUCAACCCUGGACUUGGUAGAGUGAGAGCCAUCUUCUCACUAAGCUUUGAUGAGUUGCCCAUACACCUCAAGGCAUGUUUUUUGUAUUGUGGCAUAUUUCCAAAGAACCACUUGAUCAAAGCAAGUAAGUUGAUAAGACUCUGGGUGAGUGAAGGGUUGGUGGAAGAAAAAGACGGCACGACAUUAGAACAGGUUGGGAAGCAAUAUAUUGAGGAACUUACCCAGAGGAGCUUACUCCUGGUGGUGGAAAAAAACGACAAAGGAAGAGUAAAGUCAUGCCAAAUGCAUGAACUUCUCCGAGAACUGAUGAUGCCAAUGUCUAAAAGGCAAGGGCUUUCAAGAAUAAUACAUGAAAGCGGUAAUGGAUCCCAAGAUCAUGUAUCCAGAAAUGAAAGAAGCAGGUCUUUAUCGCUCAUGGGUUCUACCGACAAAAUCAUAAAAGAGAUCUGUCUGCGUGAUCCUAAGAAGGCACGGCGAGUUCGUUCUUUGUUGAUGUUCGAUUCCCCCCGCAUCCCUAGCCUGCUUCAUAAGUUCAUGUUGUUGAGAGUGUUGGACCUGCAAGGUGUCUUCAUUGAGGAACUGCCUCAUAGCAUAGGACAUUUGUACCACUUAAGGUACUUGAAUUUGAGAAACACCAAUCUCAAGAGAAUUCCAAGGUCACUCGGGAAGCUCCAUAACUUGCAAGCGCUCGAUAUCAGGGACAAUCAAAUUGAAAGGAUUCCAAACUUAUCCAAGGUAAAGAAAUUGCGGUAUGUGUCUGCAUAUUCACAUUUCAUCCAUCCAUACACCAUUAGCCAGUUCUCAGGAUGUGAUUUUCCAAGGCAUAUCUGCAAGUCUGAAUGCCUACAAAAACUGUCAGGUAUAAACGCCACAAACAAGAUCAUUGAAACAAUUGGCAACCUGACCCAGCUUAAAACCCUUGGGUUAUUCAAGGUAAAACAGGAACAUGGGGAGAAGCUUUGUAAAUCCAUUGAGACGAUGAAGGACCUUCUUUGUCUAGGCAUAUCAGCCGACUCCGAAGGUGAAUUAAGGCUGGAGCUGCUGAACACCCCACCACCUCAUCUCGAAGAUAUCUGGCUCUUUGGAAGAAUAGAGCGCUUCCCGAAAUGGGUGAAAGGUGUCAUUAACUUGAGGAGGUUGGGCUUGUACUUUUCCAAAUUACGUGACAGCCCUACCCCCUACCUCCAAGAAUUGCCCAACUUAGAGUGGUUUAAACUCUAUGAUGCCUACGAUGGGAGGAAGCUCAAGUUUCAGGCCAACAACUUUCCUAAGCUGAAAACUCUCACGAUCGUAAAGCUCUUGAAGUUGAGAAGCAUUAUCGUGGAGGAAGAAGCCUUGCCGCAACUUCAAACACUAUCCAUUUGUGGGUGUCCAGAGUUGAAGAGGAUACCUGACCAUCACCGCCUUACCAACCUCAAAAAGCUGGACUUGGUAGACAUGCCUCAUUACACUGUGACAAGUGUUCCGGGGCAAGGAGAAGACCAACAUUUCGGUGCAAAACUUCAUCUCUACAAAGGAAGUGGUGACAAAUUCAACAAGCUUUGA
Molecule: messenger RNA, 2733 nt
Organism: Nymphaea colorata (pocket water lily)
Lineage: Eukaryota; Viridiplantae; Streptophyta; Magnoliopsida; Nymphaeales; Nymphaeaceae
Product: disease resistance protein RPM1-like
Exons: 1
Coding region: 1-2733 (910 amino acids)
Biological process (GO): defense response to other organism
Molecular function (GO): protein binding; ADP binding
Source: RefSeq, a predicted model, not a curated record